AUGACCGAGAAACAGAAGAUCCUGGCCUCCCGAGAGAGACUCGACAGGACCUUGGCCUCUCCUGGCCUUUCAAAUGAGGAUUCGAUCAAGUCCCUCGUCAAGAAUCAGCUUCUGCGUUCACCGUUCCCUGGAACCGAGGGUCAGUUGGAAUCAUCUGGGCUCAUGGUCUUUCUUCAGAAAAAAAUAAUGAAUUAAUUCAGUAAAUCUGUGGGAGAAAAUUUUGACGGGUUUUACAGCUCAGUUAUCUUGUCUCCUCUGUCUUCCUUCUAGACUGAGGUGGCCGCCAUGAAAGGGUUGCCCGAACCUUUGGAGGAAGAAAAGCUUAUUUAUCAUAAAGCCUUUGCCCCAAUAAACAAGAUACCUCAUCUUAACCAGCCUAAAUCAGGAUGCGAUCAUUAAAUAAAUUUCUUUCUUGUCAAAAAUGUGCACAUGAGAUCACUGCUACCGCCUUCCUUAUCUCCCAGCUGCCACCAAAGAAUUUAAGGAAUGCUGCUCCUCUGUUUUCAAAUGAUGGAUAUAAUUUCCCCAUUUUGCCCAGGUUACUGACCAGAACAAAGAAUGAUGUCAGAAUAUCCCCGUGUGUGUCGAAUUGUUAAUGAUGCGAUUAACCUUAAGAGAUGUACACUCACGCAUUUCCAUCCCAAAUAGCAAAAAAAUUCUGAUUGGUAAAUCGCGCAUGUCUACUAUUUAAAUGUUCAUUUUAAUUUUUUUCCUUCAUUUCUUCGGUGACCAGAAGAUAAUAAGAUAACAGUGUCUUAUUUGGUGGUGCGAGUUAUUCGUUCCUUGUCGGUGUCUGCCUGUACUAGCAAUAUUUUUCCAAUUUUCAGGAGAUCUCACGAAUGUUGUGGAGAACCGUUCAAAGGAGGUAUCCAAUUUUAUCGACAUGCUGAGGAGUGCUUCAUCAGGUGAUAAUGUUUCAACGAAGGUUUCAAGGGCCUCAUAUGGUAACUGGAAGGUGAGCCCGUACAACACGGAAUACCAUUCUCUUCCUGAGUUGCAGAUGCUUGUGCGACUUUCUUUGUCUUGUACAGCAAAAUUAAAUGAUAAGCUUGUUCAUAGAAAAUCCCCCAUAAUUUGUUCAACUGCCCUCGUUUAGUACUAUUCUCAACAGUAUGGCUUACAAGAGUAAUUUUCCCUGUUGGCCAACGAUCUGAUCUAAUCUGCACAUGUACGCGAAAUCUCCUUCAGACACUUUGACCAUCUCCAUCAACCUUGAGAUGGCAAGUCACCACCCUUAGAGCUCCGAGGGGAAGGCUUCCUUGUGGUGAUUCUGCACGGCUUUUUGAGAUUCAGCUGGUCUCAAGCUGUGCAUGUAACUUCUUGAGAUUCUCUACCAUUGAGUGCACAUUCAUCACUCUUGGACGGCGCUUGAAGAGGUUAUCCAGACCCUUCAUGGGAUAGAAUAUCUGUUAUCUUCUCCAGGCAGUCACUGUCACCCUUGCCUUCCACAAUAUCAAGCGAGAUAAAAUCAUCUCUGUAUAUUAGUUUGGAAAUUUUUUACAAGACUACUGAGCCAUUUAAACUUAAUUUUCGAUGUUAUGAUGCUAAUCAUAGGUCUGUAUAUUUUCCCUCGAAGGUAAAGAAACGUAUAGGUACUUCAUAACACGUGAUAUGCGGUUGAUGGUGCGAGUUAUUAGAUUUGACAUGUCGGCGGACCUACUUGAAGACUGUUUUAUGAGUUUGGGUUCACUGUACACAUCUUCUUCCGCAGGGCUCGACAGAUGGGCAUCCAAAUGGAAUACAACCUCAUAGUUUAGCUCAUUUUCACAUCUUUAGGUUUAAUUAAAGGAAAACAAAAUUGGGUAAGUUUAACACUACAUGAAGCUAUGAUUAUCUGGCACGUGACUUUCAUCUGGAUAAAACUGUUAGCCUCAACAGCUCAUCGCUGUGCUCUGAAUUUUUGAUAAGUUCAGCAUGGAAUAAUUUUAUCUCAACCCAACUUUUUUCUGUGCGGCAAAGUCGCACGUUUUGGGCUUCCGGUUGCAAUCGCUUGACCAGUCCUGGGUAUUUUUCCAGAUAAAACAAGAUACAGAACAACUCCGAGUAAUGUACCGGGAAGGUCCCAAGGGCUCCCCCUUCCAUACGUUGCUUGCAGAAGGAUAUGCAGAUGGUCCUAUCGAUAUCUGUAAGUUGAAAAAGGAAAUACCUUUUACCAUAUCUAUACACUCUGUAUCAGAAGUGACGCUGAUUACAAGCUGA
Spirodela intermedia is the source of this 2199-nucleotide messenger RNA. The record is from the annotation of a GenBank genome assembly. Lineage: Eukaryota; Viridiplantae; Streptophyta; Magnoliopsida; Alismatales; Araceae.